Cydia strobilella is the source of this 1836-nucleotide messenger RNA. RefSeq lists its product as uncharacterized. NCBI's taxonomy places the organism in Eukaryota, Metazoa, Arthropoda, Insecta, Lepidoptera, Tortricidae. The record is from RefSeq and is a predicted model, not a curated record. The coding region runs from base 90 to 1703 and encodes 537 amino acids. The transcript has a single exon.
AACGCGAAGAACAAAAAAUUCAUGCUCUGCGAGGAAUACAUAACUUUUCAUCUACAUCUAGCAGUGAAAAUCCCACGCCAACACCUGACAUGAACGACGAAGCAGGGCCCUCAACACUUCCAACACCGCCACCACAAAAGCGAGGAAGAAAGCUUUUGAUUGAUCCCCACGUAGCGGCGAGUCUUGAUGCCGCUAAAUUAACUGACAGGAAAGCCACUAUCGUCUUAGCAUCUGUUUUAAAAAAAACUUGUACAGAACCUCAAAAGUUCAACAUUAAUCGUUCUUCGAUUCGCCGGCAGCGGAUAAAGCAUCGUAAAGUCAUAGCAGAGUGUCUAAAAAAAGAAUUUAAGCCCGAUUUGCCCUUAACAAUACACUGGGAUGGUAAACUUAUUGAAGAUAUAACAGGACAUGAAACGGUGGAUCGCUUACCAAUAUUAGUGUCUGGGCAUGGAGUAGAUCAGCUGUUGGCAGUUCCUAAACUUGAACGCGGAACCGGUGAAGCAUGUGCCUCUGCUGUUCAUGAAACAGUACAGACAUGGGGAUUAAGUGACAAAGUUAAAUGCUUAUGCUUUGACACAACGGCAGUUAACACUGGACUGCGAAACGGAUGCUGCGUUAUUUUAGAACAAAAAAUGGAGAAAGAUAUGCUUUGGCUCGCCUGUCGCCAUCACAUAAUGGAAAUUAUGUUAGAAGCCAUCGCAAAUCAAGCCCUUGGUCCAUCUAGUGGCCCAGAAGUUUUGUUAUUUAAAAGGUUCAAAAAGAAUUGGACCCAUAUUAAUCCUAAGGAUUACAAGAAUGUUAUUUCUGAUCCCGAGUCUGCCAAAUAUGUUGAAAAUAUCUCUUCAGGAAUGAUUUCUUUCGCACAGGAUCAAUUGCGUGAAUACCAACCGCGUGAUGAUUACAGAGAGCUAUUAAAUCUCACAAUCAUUUAUUUGGGAGGUAUUCCCGACAGUGGAGUCGCAUUCAGAAUGCCUGCAGGCCUUCACCGUGCUCGUUGGAUGGCAAAAGCGAUGUACUGCUUCAAAUUAUUUAUGUUUCGGCAUCAAUUUAAAAUGACCAAAAGAGAAGAAAAAGCAGUAAAAGAUAUUUGUACUUUUACUGCCGUCAUAUACGUGAAGUAUUGGUUCGAAGCACCUGCUGGGCAAUGUGCACCACGAAAUGAUUUGAACCUGCUGAAAGACCUCAUAACAUUUAAAAAUAUUAAUCUGGCGAUGGCCAACGUUGCUUUGAAAAAGGUUUUAGGUCAUUUAUGGUACCUAAGUGAAGAACUUGUUUCAUUUGCAUUUUUCGACGACAAGCUUCCGAUUGAAGUAAAGAAAAAAAUGGUGAUGGCACUAAAAAAUGAAGGGCUGGAGUAUUGUCCCAAAAGAAUAAGCCUAGACGCCAAACAUAUCAUGGAAAAAGAUAUUGAAGACUUUGUGACAAGUAACUCUUUAAGGUUCUUCCAAAUACUUGGCAUUUCAUCACGGUUUUUUAACAAAGAUGUUGAAAAUUGGGAAGGUGACGAAGACUUUAAAGCGGCAAAAAAAAUAGUACAAUCCAUGCGGGUGGUAAAUGACAUCGCAGAACGCGGAGUGGCAUUGAUGGAGGAAUACAAUAAGCUAUUAACAACUAAUGAAGACCAAAAACAGUAUUUGCUUUUAGUAGUAAAACAAUUCCGAAAAAAGUACCCCAACGCCCAGAAAUCCACCCUUUUAUCGUAAUUUGUUAUUUAUGUUGUUGUUGUGUUAUGGAUACCUGAUUGUGUAGUUGAUUCAGAUGUCCAUUUUAGAGAUUAUAACUGCAAUCUUUAACACUUCAGAGUUUUUUUUACAAUAAAUCUGAUUUUGCAUGUAA